Molecule: messenger RNA, 1292 nt
Organism: Lotus japonicus
Lineage: Eukaryota; Viridiplantae; Streptophyta; Magnoliopsida; Fabales; Fabaceae
Product: carboxylesterase 1-like
Exons: 1
Coding region: 342-1043 (233 amino acids)
Molecular function (GO): hydrolase activity
Source: RefSeq, a predicted model, not a curated record
UAAAAUUAUCAAUCAGCAAAUAUUUAUGAUCACCUUCUCACAAUCAGAAUCCAUGUGAUAAUGAUCCGUACUAGAUCCUCAACCUCAUCCUUAACUCAGAUGGCACAAUCACGCGCCCACACGAUCCCAAGAGCCCUCCCUCACAAGAUCCAUCUCUCCCCAUCGAGGUUCUCUCCAAGGACCUCAUCAUCAACCAAUCAAAAGGCACAUGGGCAAGGAUCUACCUACCCCGCAAAGCAUUGGAUCAUAGCUUCAAGCUUCCCCUAUUGGUUUUCAUCCAUGGAGGUGGGUUCAUCUUCCACACUGUAGACUCAACCAUCUUCCAUGAUUUCUGCUUCAACAUGGCAAACGACGUUGGAGCUGUCGUUUUAUCCGUAGAGUACCGUCUCGCACCGGAACAUAGACUCCCCGCGGCGUAUGAAGAUACUGUAGAGGCGCUGCACUGGAUCAAAACAAACCAAUCUCAUGAUUGGCUCAUCAACCAUGUUGAUUAUUCUAAUGUUUUCUUAAUUGGUAGCAGCGCAGGAGCUAACAUUGCCUACAACGCGGGUCUACGAGUAGCUGCUGGAGAUGAUCAAAUUUCUAAUAUCACAGGGCUGAUAUUGGUACAACCAUAUUUUGGUGGGACCCAGAGGACUGGUUCAGAAUUGAAGCUGGCGAAUGAUCCUCAUUUGUCAUUGUGUAACACGGACAUGAUGUGGGUGUUGUCUCUGCCCGUUGGAGCUGACCGAGAUCACGAGUAUGCCAAUCCUACGGUGGAGGAUAGUCUUGUGAAAUUGGAAAAGAUCAAACGACUCGGAUGGCGGGUACUGGUGACCGGCUGUGACGGUGACCAACUUAUGGAUCGACAGGUGGGAUUGGUGAGGUUGAUGGAGAAGAAGGGUGUGAGAGUUGUGGGACAUUUCACGGAAGGAGAUUAUCAUGGAGUUCAAGAUAGGGAGCCCUUGAAAGCAAAGCAACUCUUUGGGGUGAUAAAAGAUUUUAUUGGUAAUCAAGAGUUUCAUAAUGGUCAGUCAGGAUUGAAAGAAGCAGGGUCUUUUUAGAUUGUUUUGUAUGUCUAUCUCCUUGCCUAGUCCUUUCUAAGUUGUUUUGUGCUUUGAUUUUUCUAAUUAUUAUUUGAUUGUAUGUUCUAAUGAACCCAGCCUUAUCAUCCUUCAAAAUCAUGUUAAUGGAUGUCACAAAUCAUGGAUUAUAAGCACACUUAACGGACCAUAGCCAACAUUCAUAUCAACGAUACUGUCAACGUUUUUAUGAAGAUGUAAUGUAUUCAGAUUUGAAUUUAAAUUACAGGU